CAUGAGCAAAUGGAUGAUACUUCAGCUUUGGAUUAUAAAGAAGGGAAAGACAUCCAAGGGAUACCCUGGGAAAGAUUGAACUACAGUAGGGAACAGUACCGCAAGAUGAGGCUGAAAGAAUACAAGAACUAUCAGAACCUCACUAGGUCACGCAGAGGACUAGAGCAGGAAUGCAAACAAGUGGAGAGAAAGGAUACUUUCUUUGAUUUCCAGUCCAGUACAAGAGCUGUCAAAUCGACGAUAGUCCAUUUCCAGGUACAAUUUUACUUGGGACAAUUUGAUUCAAACACUUGCAUGCAUAUCAAACUGACAUCGGGUGAGGACGUGAAGGUUCCAUUCGAUUAACGCUCAAAUUAUUAUCUUUUCACCUCAAAAUGUUGAGAUCCACACUAACACAAAUAUUCGGCUGCCGUUGCUAAUAGCUAUUUCCACCACAAAAUGACCGUAUCUGCAUUCAUCAAGUGGGGGAGUUGCAGUGUAUACUUGUUAAUUACUUCAGUCUGCAUCAUGCAGCACAGUGAUAUCCACCUAUUGGGUGCUUUGUCUAUAUGAAUCCUGAGAAUUGGUAAAAAGGGCCGAUUGCUUAUAGCCAGUACGGCCUGUAUAGUAAUCUCUUUUUUUUUUGGAGAAAUACAACCAAAUCCCUCUCGCCACAGUUACAUGUUUUGCAUUGGGGGCAGACAAAUAGAAUUACCAAACUGACAUAUCUACAGAAGUGCAAAGUCUAUUGGGAGCUCUUGUUAUACUUUCCUCCCGACAAGUUUACCAGUAAGCAAUAUCAGCUCUAAUUGUGAAAUCACCCCUCUUAAACUUCCUUGUCCGGCAUGUUCGACUACCGAGCAACAACAAAAGCACUUUUUUUCUAAAUUAUUAAUCUAAUUGUCCACGAUAACAUGAAAAUAUUUUAUACUGUCAUCCAUAUCAUCUUACAUGAGUUAUUAAUUUGUAUCAUCCAUCUAUAUUAAAUGCUGCUUCUAUUCGUGUCGCUACAUUCUCUGCAUGAACGUAAUACUGAUUGCAGGUCAUGUAAAGAGUUGGGUUGUACCAUUUGCAAUUGAUCUUGUGAUAUUAGGACGUUUGCAGUACCUUGUUUCAUCAGGUCCAAAAGCAGGCGGAUGAGCAUCCUCAGCAGCUGGAACAUUAACUGCAGGGUUGGAAUAUGCUGAGGAACCUCCUGUGGGCUACUUCGAAGCACGACGUGUACCUGGUGCAGAACUACUCCGUGAUGCACUGGUCUCCCCUGCACCAGAGAGGAACAGAAGUGCUCAAUGUGGCCGGACAAUUGACUCCAACAGAGAAUGUCAAAGGGGCUAGGCGACUGUCGAGGGUUCAGAUCAGCACCAUGGCGCUGAAGGACAACCUCAUGGUGGCCGGUGGCUUCCAGGGAGAACUCAUCUGCAAGUAUGUUGAUAAACCUGGAGUGGCGUUCUGCACGAACCUGACCGGCAACAACAACUCCAUCACGAACGCCGUGGACAUCUACCAGGCGCCAAACGGCGCCACCCGAGUGACGGCCGCUAACAACGACUGCGUCGUCAGGACGUUCGACGCCGAGAGAUACAGCCUCCUCACCCAGUUCACCUUCCCGUGGUCCGUCAAUAACACGUCGGUGAGCCCGGACGACAAGCUGAUGGCCGUCCUGGGCGACAGCGCCGACUGCCUGAUCGCCGACUCGCAGUCCGGCAGGGAGGUGGCGACCCUGCGCGGGCACCUGGACUACUCGUUCGCGUCGGCGUGGCACCCCGACGGGCGCGUCCUGGCCACGGGGAACCAGGACGCGACGUGCCGCCUCUGGGACGCCCGCAACCUGUCGGGGCCGCUCGCCGUGCUCCCGGGCCGGAUCGGCGCCGUCCGGGGGCUCCGGUUCUCCCCCGACGGCCGGUUCCUGGCCGCGGCGGAGGCGGCCGACUUCGUGCACGUGUACGACGCCGCGGCCGGGUACGCCGAGCAGGAGGUGGACCUGUUCGGGGAGGUGGCCGGCGCCGCGUUCAGCCCCGACGGGGAGGCCCUGUUCGUGAGCGUCGCCGACCGGACCUACGGCGGCGUGCUCGAGUUCCGGAGGCGGCGGUCCUACGGGUACCUCGACUCGUGCUUCUUCUGAGGUGCCCGGUCCGUGUGGCGUGCCGGACUGUAGAGUGUGUGUACUGUGUACUGUUGGUAAUUUUUUUUGUAGUGUAUAAAAGCGCAGUGUUUUUGGCGUGCGCGGGUCCUGCCUGACCUGACUGGUGCUGCCUGCAUUUCGCUCUUUUAGAACUGGCGGAGUGACGGGUGCUAUCAGUAGGUUUGUUUGUGUAUGUGGUAAUGUAGACAGGACACCUUAAAACGCGGUGUUUUAGGCACUGUAGUGUUAAAGAAUUGCUAAUCUGUGGGGUUUCUUUGAAAGAAGAGUAAAUCUGUGGGGUUUGCUCAAUGCAAGAGAGCUUAUUUGAUA
Messenger RNA from Panicum virgatum (switchgrass), 2431 nucleotides. RefSeq lists its product as uncharacterized. The coding region runs from base 1160 to 2101 and encodes 313 amino acids. NCBI's taxonomy places the organism in Eukaryota, Viridiplantae, Streptophyta, Magnoliopsida, Poales, Poaceae. Gene Ontology annotation, molecular function: protein binding. The record is from RefSeq and is a predicted model, not a curated record. The transcript has 7 exons.